Plasmopara halstedii is the source of this 171-nucleotide messenger RNA. RefSeq lists its product as uncharacterized. Bases 1 to 171 code for a protein of 56 amino acids. Lineage: Eukaryota; Oomycota; Peronosporomycetes; Peronosporales; Peronosporaceae. The transcript is spliced from 2 exons. The record is from RefSeq and is a predicted model, not a curated record.
AUGCGUCAAACAGUUUACAUUGCCCCUAAAGUACAAGCGAGACGAAAAACGUUUUUGGGACAAGUGUCAGUGGCAAAACAUGGCUCCCGCACCUACGCUAUCGAUCAUAACGAUGCAGCCGAGAAAUUUCACGAAUGGGGACAGUUUGUGCUGUCAGCGAAUCUGACAUAA